AUGGUGCAAUCCACGCCCAGCAUGACCACAGUUGCCAUCUCCUCCAUGAUCUGGGAAUAUCAUGGAGACGCAGGCGCGCCUACGGCGGGCGGGUAUUUUUAUACGGCGCAUGAAAAUGACCGCCCCUACCCUUUAUACGUUGGGGGGGGGGGAGGGGGGUUGUACCGAAGACCACCUCUUGCGCUCAAUGGACAAGCCAUAGUCCACAGCCUCACUGAAAAUAAUAAGAAAAGGGUGUGGGCUAGCAGAAUGGUAAGGGAUGACGAACUGUACAUAGUGCAGCUUCAAGGCAUUCCUGGCAUCAGUCUCCCAACUACGCUGGUCGUCAAGAAGUGCCUGAACGUGAACCUAGCACUACAAGUGGACGACAAUGUCAAGUACCGCUACAAUUCGGAGAUGUUCCUGUUAGCCAGCAAUUCUCGCGACAACAUCAUCAAAGUCGUAGACCUCAUCCAGAGAGAAGACGCCAUCAUGCUCGUUUAUGAGUAUCCGGUGAAUGUCAGCCUUCAAUCCUGGCUGCACCAACCCAUGGAUGAUGUUCGGCCGCUGAGCUGGCCACAGAGGAGGGUCAUCGCCAUCGGCAUGGCCAAAGGGCUCUGCCACAUGCACUACAGAUGCAAAAGGCCGAUCAUCCACCACAACAUCAACUCGAACAACAUCUUGCUUGAUCAGAAUUUCAAGCCCGUAAUAGCCAGUUUUGACGCUGCACAGAUGAAUAUGGCCGGACUCGACCAACCGUUGCCAAUUGUUGGCCUGCCUCUUGGUAACUUUGGAUACGCAGCUCCAGAAUAUGGGGUGGCAGCAAGCGAGCUGACGGAGAAGGUUGACACAUACAGCUUUGGGGUGCUCAUGCUGGAGCUCGUCACGGGGCGGAUGGCUAAUGAAGCUGGAGCGGAUGGUCAUUUGGCGACUUGGGAACGAAACAACUUCACUAAACUGAUGGCAAACCAACAUGAAAUGUUCCAGAGUGCCGUGGACAGGGACAUCCCAGAUCAAGCGCGGUACAUGGAGGAGAUGGCAAUUGUGUUCAUGCUGGGUGUGGAUUGCACAGUUGGGAAUCCACAGCAAAGGCCGUCCAUGCGGAUGGCUCUCAAACGACUCCGCUGCAGCUUUGUGCGUGGUCCAUUCUGUGGCCUCCUCGCUUGCUAUCUGCUGUGAUGCUUGUUGUCUUUUCUAGAAAGAUCACGUCAUGAAUGAAUGGUUCAUAGGAUGACUCGGUUGAAUUAAUUUGUAGAUACAUCUCAAGUACAAGUAGUGAUAUGGACUAUCCUGCCUUUUUCUGAGAACAUUUUGCUGUCCAGUUGUGUUCACCUCUGCAAAAUU
Triticum dicoccoides is the source of this 1323-nucleotide messenger RNA. Its product is annotated as MDIS1-interacting receptor like kinase 1-like. The record is from RefSeq and is a predicted model, not a curated record. The transcript has 2 exons. Gene Ontology annotation, cellular component: plasma membrane. Bases 1 to 1158 code for a protein of 385 amino acids. Lineage: Eukaryota; Viridiplantae; Streptophyta; Magnoliopsida; Poales; Poaceae. Gene Ontology annotation, molecular function: protein kinase activity; ATP binding. Gene Ontology annotation, biological process: protein phosphorylation.